Molecule: messenger RNA, 879 nt
Organism: Loa loa (African eye worm)
Lineage: Eukaryota; Metazoa; Nematoda; Chromadorea; Rhabditida; Onchocercidae
Exons: 4
Coding region: 1-879 (292 amino acids)
Molecular function (GO): structural constituent of cuticle
Source: RefSeq, a predicted model, not a curated record
AUGGCAGAAAAAUUACUUAUAGCGGUUGGAAUGACCGCUAGUGCAUUUAUCACGGGUAUAUCCGUGAUCGCUGUAGUUUUCCUCUUCAAUGAUAUCAAUGAUUUGUACAGUGGACUUAUCGUUGAAUUGACUGAUUUCAAGGACAUAGCAGAUGAUACAUGGAGUAAAAUCCUAUCCGCCCGGUCAAAUGAGUUCCUGAAUGGAAACGGAUAUAACCGUGGUUUUGAGAGUCUUGCUUUGAGAGCCAAACGACAAGUUCCAUCUCAUUGCCAAUGUAGCGCAUCAUAUAGUCAAUGCCCAAGAGGUCCACCUGGUCCUAAAGGUGAUCCAGGAUUGAAAGGUCUUGAUGGACCAGCUGGUGAUGAUGGACGUCCAGGUGUAAAUGGUGUUGCACUUUUAGCUACCUUCCAUAUUCCUGGUGGUUGCAUUGAAUGUCCAGCAGGACCACCAGGACCACCUGGUAAACCUGGUCUUGAGGGUGGUAUUGGUUUGCCAGGUGAUUGCGCAAGAAGAGGACCAGAUGGCAAACCUGGACCACCUGGAAAAGCUGGACCACCAGGUGUACCAGGUGAUCAAGGACCAGAUGGUCCUCCUGGUAAACCUGGUAAACCUGGGAAAGAUGGUAAGCGAGGUGUUGGGCCAGUUGGACCAAAAGGUCCUAAAGGACCACCAGGUUCAGCUGGUGAAGCUGGAAAAAAUGGUGCAAAAGGAAGUGAUGGAGAAUCUGGUGAACAGGGACCACAAGGUGCAGCUGGAAAAGAUGGAAAACCUGGCAAAGAUGGUAAAGCCGGAAAGCCAGGUAGUCCAGGUAUACCAGGACCAGAUGCUCAUUAUUGUCCAUGCCCACGACAUGGAGAAUACAAGAAGCUUCGAUCAUAG